Neltuma alba is the source of this 1618-nucleotide messenger RNA. Its product is annotated as gamma conglutin 1-like. Gene Ontology annotation, molecular function: aspartic-type endopeptidase activity. Gene Ontology annotation, biological process: proteolysis. Bases 128 to 1345 code for a protein of 405 amino acids. The record is from RefSeq and is a predicted model, not a curated record. Lineage: Eukaryota; Viridiplantae; Streptophyta; Magnoliopsida; Fabales; Fabaceae. The transcript has a single exon.
UCCACAACUUUUCGUCUUUUCCCCUCCUAAUUGUUCAAGAAGCAGAAAAUCGAAGCUUGCGCCCAGACGCGGCGCCUCAUCGCAAUUCAUAACUUCUUCAACUGCCAAUCUUUCCUCCUGUAUUUCCAUGGCUUCCUUUCCUGGUUAUCUUCUUCUCUUCUUCUUCGUCCUUAACCUUUCUUAUGCUUGUGCCUCCUCUUACCUUCCAUUUUCUUUUGUUCUUCCUGUCACGAAAGACCCUUCUACUCUCCAGUACUUGACUUCUCUUUCUUAUGGCACUCCUCUUGUGCCUGCCCAGCUUGUGCUUGAUCUGGGUGGUUCUUCUCUCUGGAUCGAUUGUUCAUCCAGAAACCUGCCUUCCUCUUCUCUCCGUACCAUUCCAAGCCGUUCAAUUCAAUGCCUGAUGGCGAAAAGUCAUAACCUUGAGGCUCAGACGCAGCUUCCCGAUCAGCGCCAGCCGUGUCAAAGUUUCCCGGAAAAUACCAUCACAGGGAUGAUACCCAGAGAAGGAAACCUUGUACGAGACGUCGUGGCUCUCCAAUCAGUCGAAACUGGUCAGCCCCUUAUCUUCACUUGUUCACUCACUCAGCAAUUGAACGGCUUGGCGAUUGGAGCUAAAGGUAUGGCAGGGCUUGGUGGGGCUCGUAGUUCACUAUCAUCUCAGAUUUUUGAUUCAGUCACCGCCCAGAGAAAAAUCACUCUUUGCUUCUCUUCUUCAUCUGGGGCUGUGUUAUUCGGCAGAAACUCGUAUGAAUCUCAGCCCGAAGGUGAAAUUUUCAGAUCUCUCACAUACACACCCCUAUUUACCAACCAAAAGGGAUACUUUAUCAUCGUGAACUCCAUCAAAAUCGAUCGUAGGAGAUUGUCUUUGUCACUGCCCAAGGACCAACACACCAGAGGAACGACUCAACUGAGCUCGAUUGUGCCUUACACUACCAUGGAGAGCUCAAUCUAUGACACUUUCAAGAAAGCCUAUAUGAAAGCUGCUUCUGCUAUGAACAUGACCAGAGUGACUUCAGUGGCACCAUUUGAGCUCUGUUUUAGCUCCAAGGGGAUUGAUAAUGUGCCAAUGAUUGAUCUUGUGCUGCAGAGUGAGCUAGUAAAGUGGAGGAUAUAUGGUAGGAAUUCGAUGGUGCGGUUGAGCAGUGAAGUGAUGUGUUUGGGGUUUGUCGAUGGAGGAUUGAACCCAGAAUAUCCCAUCGUGAUAGGAGGAUACCAAUUGGAAGAUGUCAUUGUGCAGUUUGAUUUGGAUACUUCCAUGGUGGGAUUUAGCUCUUCUCUGUUGUUGAAGCAUUCUAGUUGUUCUCACUUCAAAUCUGGUUUCACGUCUGCAGAGUCAAUUUGAGUGUCACUUACACUUUAGUUUAGUUCUUCUUUGUAGAUGAUGAAGCUUUCUGCUAAAUUUUGUUACCCUAUGUAUAUGAGGUCGAUAACUGCUUAUUUGCAUGGCGAGUAUGUGUAAAGAACAACAGUUAUGAGGUUCUUCAAAGGGUUAAAUCCCUUCUUUUUGUUUUCCUUAUAUUGACCAGAGAAUUAAUAUAUAUGAUGUCAAAAACUGAGACUACAUGAUGCAGUUGCAAAAUCAGUUAACAGAUUCGGAUUUCUGUUUGUUUGAUCA